AUAUUUCUCAUUCUUGGUUCGAUUUUAGCACUCUCGAUCAAAGAGCCAAUUUGAGGUGUCCUCAACGAACCACAGCGGCUGGCUUGUCAUGAUUUUGAAAGACAAAGACUUACUGGACCAAUUGAUCGGAAUCUUCAAAGGAGAUGAGCUGAAAAAAGGGAGAAGUUUGCAAGAACUUUUAGUGCCCCUUCUUACAACUGGUACUAAAAAAGAAUUGACUCUGCUUAACUCGACGCUUCAGUACUUACUUGAUUUUCCCGACUGGCCGAGGACUUUCGUGAAACCAGAUUUCAAGCUGGGAGGCAACAGGAAAAAGAUUUGCUUCGAUGAUCUGAUCGAAGAGGCGAAAGCGUUGCGAGAAAACCAGGUUUGGCUGUUAAGUUCGGUGGCUGGCGCUGGAAAAUCGACAGUUCUCAAAGAAAUCGCUUUUCAAGUCGGUAAAUCAGAUCAAAAUGCCAAAAUUUUAAAUAUCUCGUUAAAGAAAAAUAUCCUUUUCAUAUUGAGAAAUUCUCGAGUGGAUUUAGUCCAAUUCCUAGCCAAAACCACGGGGAAUUCCUCUGAAGACAUAACAACUUGGAUUGCACAAAAAAGAGUCAUCGUUUUCCUGGAUGGAUUCGACGAAGUUUGUCCGCACAGCAGGGAAAAAAUUCUCAAAUUAGUGAUUGCCCUGAAAGAAAGAGGAGUUCCACUUUGCGUAGCAACGAGACCUCACGAGGCGAAAGUGAUCGAGGAAGCAGUUGGCAAAGCGAAACUUGUUCAAAUAGAGCCACUUGAUGAAGCAAAGCAAAUCGAAUUUCUGGAGUCCGUGACCAACAAGAACGAGGAAGAAAUCAAAAGAGUGCUUCACACCGUCAAACAAAUAGGAUUUGCAAGCUCUCAAAAUCACUUACCUCAACGAUAUAGAGGUGGAAAUCAGAACACGAUUCUGGUCAACCCGCUGCACCUGUCGUUAGUUGCUCAGUGCAGCGGUGAGGGAAAUUUAUUCCAAAUUUACACCAUGGUGGUGAGGAAGAAGGUAGAAAUAUGUUUGGUGAGGGAAAAUGGCUACAAAGAAGUGGCAGAAGAGAGAAUUGAAAUCGCCCUUAACCUUCUGCGGUCGAUCGCUUUUCGCUUCAUAAAAAACGAGCCGCUUGUCGGGGAUGGAGUGACGAAAGAAGACUUGGCGAAGAUGAACGACUAUGGAGUCGCAACCGUGGAGCAAGAUACGGUCACAUUCCUCCACCAGACAUUUGCAGAAUUCCUCGCCGCCCAACAGAUUUUGAAAAACGUGGAAGAGUUGAGCACUUUUGAUAUGGAAUUUAUUGGCAGCUGGGAUAAUAUGGAACAAGUCAGAAAGUUUGUCGAUCUUUUCUACUCGACUUUAGAAAAGGAGGAAGAGAUCGAGUUUCACACGCAAAUAAUCGUGUCCCAUGUAAUUUCAACCAAAUCUGCUCCGUUUCUGAUUCGAGUUUGCAAGGAAAACCUCAGCCAGAUUUUUAGAAUGGUGAGGCCACACAUUACCUUUUGUGAUGAACAAAUAGAAGAGGAUUUCUAUCUCUGGGAUGAUGCAUAUGGUUAUUGUAGAAAACACCGUUCUUCCAUUUGCGUGAAUUACGCCAUAAAAUUGCUGGUCAGUGCGAUAAGAAGCGAAGAAAUUGCCACCGAGCUGUUGAAAAUGAAUAUCAUUGAUUCCCGCACCUUAGAAAAACACAUUGAUUGGAUCCUUAAAGAAAUUGCCAGGUUUAACGCAAUCCCCGUGUUCAACCAGCUUAAAGAGACUUUCCCCAACUUCACCAAGCUGCUCCAAAAAUCAGAUAGCAGUGCCGGUUGCACAGCGGUUUAUUAUGAAGAAGAUGAGAUUUUAGAAUUAUUCUUGGAAAACGGAUUUGACGUGAAUUUUACGUUCGAUAGAAAUAACAAUGGAAACGCCCUUUUCCUUGCUUGCCAAUGGGGGAGCCUCAGGUGCGUCCAAGUUCUCCUCAAAUACGGCGCCAAACAAGCCUUUAAGCAUGGUCCUAUUUACACGUACCGAAACAUUUGGGACCCUUUGAACCUUGCUGUGAAAUGCGGCCACCUGGACAUUGUCAAGCAUAUUGUAGAGGAAGGAAUCAAAGGAUUGGCCCGAGAUGCAGUGACGCUUGAGGCAAAUUUUUUUCUGACGGACGAGGAGAAUGCGAUGAAGGAAUUCGAUGAAAGGUACAGUUACGAAUUCAACGCUUUCCACUAUGCCGUCUUUUAUAGACAAAAGGAAAUAGCUGAGUACCUUCUCUCAAAAAGUCCAGCCUUGAAACACAUCAGGACAGGAGAGGGGAAGAGUCCUUUGCAGCUGGCUGCGGACCGCCGAUUCGGAGAGUUCCUGGUCUGGCUCGCGAGAGAAGUAGAUGAUGACCUGAGUUCUUUGAUUCCGAACGGCGAACGACAAGGUUGGACCGAACACGAUCACUUCUACUACGAGCACUUCCUGCUGCUGCAAGGCGACCUGACGAAAACGGACGAGCAAGGCAAAACUCUUCUCCACUGCGCCGCCCAGUACGGUCAUUUGCAUUUCGUCCGCGAGUUUAUCGCGAAAGGUGCCGACGUCUCUACCAAAGACGCCAGAGGAUGGAACGCCUUGCACUUCGCCUGGAGCUACACCGAUUUCAUCAGCAACCACGACAAUUCGGAAGUGGUCAAACUCCUGCAUUUAACUAACCCUCGACUGGUGAAGGAAACGACAAAUAAGGGAGAAACUGUACUGCACAUUUUGAUGAGCAACAGCUACUUAGGCCAUUACGAAGAAGAGACAUCGUUUAGCAGAGAAACUUUUCGGUUCCUUGUGGACGAAGCCGGGGUGGACUUGGAAGCCAAGGACAGAAAAGGCCGCACGGCCAAGGACGUGGCUGAUGAUGAUCACCCUGACCUGUGGAAUGUGCUUGAUCAGUAAAAAUACAGAACACUUUUCGAUUUCCCCACUUCAGGUAUCAUGCCGGUUUGCGUCUAAAAGGCUCCAAAUUAUUUCCACCUGCCGUGUAAGCGCAGAAGGACGAGCCUGUUGCGGCUGCAAUUUGGUUAUAUUAUUGAUUGUUGUGGGAGACAGAGAGUUGUUUAAAAAGACGCAUGAGGCGUGGUACCGUCCGUCAUUUAUCCAAGUGGAAUACACCAGAGUCCAUCUUCUUCAUCGCUCUACCGCACUGAUUUUUGCAAGUGCGAGACGCGCAAGAAACGUACUGGUCUCGUCCAUGCCUUCUUCACCGUCCUGUCCAAAGGUGGAAAAUCAAGAUCGACAAUUUUUUUGCGAAUUAUGCUUUAUUUACAGCACGUACUGUUUCCCAUUUUGUCUUAUCGUUUGAAUAAAAGAGGUUUUAUGUUUC
Molecule: messenger RNA, 3329 nt
Organism: Cloeon dipterum
Lineage: Eukaryota; Metazoa; Arthropoda; Insecta; Ephemeroptera; Baetidae
Exons: 2
Coding region: 89-2902 (937 amino acids)
Molecular function (GO): protein binding
Source: RefSeq, a predicted model, not a curated record